This is a messenger RNA of Hermetia illucens (black soldier fly), 2661 nucleotides long. Its product is annotated as venom dipeptidyl peptidase 4. The transcript is spliced from 10 exons. The record is from RefSeq and is a predicted model, not a curated record. Gene Ontology annotation, molecular function: dipeptidyl-peptidase activity; serine-type peptidase activity. Lineage: Eukaryota; Metazoa; Arthropoda; Insecta; Diptera; Stratiomyidae. Gene Ontology annotation, biological process: proteolysis. Bases 333 to 2600 code for a protein of 755 amino acids.
UAAAAAUUAUUGUUCAGAGUUAGUCAGGUUUGAACGGUCGAUUCACGAUUUCUGUGGUGUCAGUUGGUGUCGAUUCUUUCUCAAGUUGGGUAGUUGUAAGCAAGCCUUCUUGGAAUUAACUAGUGCAGUCAGUCUUGACUACCCUUCGGGCACCGUUCGUCUAGUGAACUUUCCGCGGGAGUCGCGGUCAACUCGCAUAGGUCUUAGGCAAUCGAGUUAUCGGUUCCAUCCAGUGAAAGUUACUUGCAUAAAUAAUUCCAUAGAGGCUCUCACUCAUCUAGUUGCACAUAUCAGUCUAUGCUGGUGGAUACUACGUAACACAGCGAGACAGAAUGAAACGUGCAGUGUGGGCGGUUUUAAUUGUAGCUUGGUGUAACUUGGCGCAUUCAGUGGCCGGAAUACCAUUUAUAACACCGGGAAAGAAGCAAUCCGCAUCAACGCUAAAACCAUUCAGUUUAGAUGAUUUCCUGAAUAAGACAAUUACGUUUCGGGGAUUUUCGGGAAGUUGGAUUUCAGAUAAUGAAAUUUUACUUCAAAGUGCAGGCGACUUAGUCAUACUAAAUGUUGAUACACAUGCAGAAACCAAAUUUUUGACCGCGGAUGUAUUGAAAAAUUGGAAUGGCUCAAUUCCAACCCUCGCAUCGAAUAGGAAAAAGGUACUCUUCAGAUAUGACUCACAUUCUGUAUUUCGCCACUCAACUACUGCUCGAUGUGAUGUUUAUGAUUUGGAAACCAAGAAAACAACGCAAUUGCAAUCUAAUGAACGUCUGCAACUAUGUGUCUGGUCACCGACCGGUGAGGAAGUCGCUUAUGUAUACAAAAACAACAUCUACUAUUGGGAUGGAGCUAACACUCACCAGCUAACUGACACUGGAAAAGAGGACGUUGAAUAUGUUGGCAUUCCUGAUUGGGUGUACGAAGAAGAAGUACUUCAGGAGGACGGUGCUCUUUGGUUCUCACCGGAUGGCAAGAAAAUGGCUAUAGGAGAAUUUGAUGAUUCUCAAGUGUCAACUUUCAAUAUUGCGUUCUACAGCAACCCAUCUAGUAAAACUGAAAUGUUUAUUUACCCCGAAGAGCUGCAUUUGAAGUACCCAAAACCCGGUACAUCAAAUCCUGGUGUUUCCCUGAAGGUGAAAGAAUUGGCAACGGCUAAUAAUAAAAAUUGGACAAAGUUGCCUGCUCCUAGUUCUAUUGUGUCCGAAGACCAUAUCCUUCAAUCGGUCUCAUGGAUUGAUAACGAUAACGUGCUGGCUGUUUGGCUGAAUCGCCGGCAGAAUGUCACGUCCAUACAAAAAUGUAGUAUUGCUGGUACCUGCGAGCAGGUUACUAAAAUGGAAGAGCCUAAAGGUUGGAUCAUGAUUAGCAAACCUAGAUGUUAUUCAAGCAGCAACAGCUGUUUCUUCACUUAUUGGAUUGAUAAUUGGAUACAAAUUUGGCAACUGGACCUUACCACUGGCAAAAACCUAAGAAGCUCACUAGGUCAAUUUACUGUGAUUAGUAUUUAUGGAUAUAAAGAAUCCACUGGAGAUAUAUUUUAUUUGGGAACAGCCCCAGAUCACCCAGAACAAAGGCAUGUCUAUCGAAAUAGUGAAUGUCUCAGUUGUUCUCUAAAGGAUCCUGAUGGUGUUGCAUGUACUUAUGCGGCAGCGUCAUUCAGCAAAGAUUUCUCGUAUUACACAAUAACAUGUUCAGGACCGACUCCAACUUAUGUUCGGGUCUAUAACUCAGCAGGCCAAAAGAUUCUAGAUUGGGAAGAAAACACAGCCUCUCGUCAGAAACUUGAGCAGUAUCAAAAACCGCACUCACAGUUCCUACAAAUUCCUGUUAGCGGUGGCUAUAAAGCAAUGGUUAAGUUGCUCCUUCCAGCCGAAAUCAACUUUGACUCUCCCGAUCCUGCAAAGAAAUAUCCGAUGAUCGUUUACGUUUAUGGUGGACCUAACUCCGUACGAGUAACCGAUGCGUUUUCAAUUGGCUUUGAAAAAUAUUUAACGACCAGUCGCAAAAUCAUAUACGCUCAGAUUGAUGGACGAGGUUCAGGAUACAAAGGCAAAGACAUGCUUUUUGAGAUCAAUAAUCGUUUAGGAACGGUGGAAAUUGAUGAUCAAAUUGAUGUCACAAAGGCUUUGGCCUCGAAAUAUUCAUUUAUCGAUCCUGAAAGGAUUGGAAUUUGGGGCUGGAGCUAUGGUGGAUAUGCCACGGCAAUGGCAUUGUCGAGAGAUAAGGAUCAUGUAUUCCAGUGUGGUAUCUCGGUCGCCCCAGUAACAUCAUGGAUUUAUUAUGACACUAUUUACACUGAACGAUACAUGGGCCUUCCUACAGAAGAAGAUAAUGAAGAAAACUACAUAGCUUCGGACGUUACGCAGGAAAUUGAUCAAUUCAAAAAUCAUGAUUUUAUGCUCAUACAUGGCACUGGUGAUGACAACGUCCACUAUCAGCAAUCGUUAGCAUUGGCUAAGGCCUUGCAACUCGCGGGCAUACUUUUCGAACAAGUGAGUUAUCCUGAUGAAGAUCAUUCACUUGGCAACGUACAACGGCACCUCUAUCAUACAAUGGAUCAAUUCUGGGGCAACUGCUUAAGUAUAGAAGAAUCCGAAGAAUGAUUUAUUCAAAGUUAUUUUCUGAAUGAUUUUAAUUAAAAUAAGAUUUAUUUUUGAUACAUUU